GCAGAGGGAGGAGUGUGGUUGGGUGUUGAUGCCGGCAAACGGCCGCGGCGGAGAGUGGUCGCGCGGCCGGGUCCACUUCACUCCGGACGGUGGGGUAGUAGGAGCCUGGGAGGGCCAAGUGGCGGGGCAGCGGAGGGUCUGACUCCCUGCAUUGGGAGCAGGGAGCAUUACCAUAGCAAGGGCCGAUUGAGCAGGGAGGAGAUGGGCGGGGAAGGAUCGUAGUUGGCGGGCAGGCGACCAUUGUUGCCGUUGUUUCAGAGCAGGACAGCACUUCACUCAGCUAACCCUAUAUUGUGAAGCAGGAGUAGUCGUAGUAGUAGUAGGAGGAGGCGCAGGUGGAGGUGGAGGUGGGGGGGGGAAGAGGUGGAGUGGAGUGAAAGAACAGGAAGAAAAGAGAGAGAGAGAGAGAGAGAGAGAGAGAGAGAGAGAGAGAGAGAGAGAGAGAGAGAGAGAUUAGGCAAGAUGAAGCCGGCGGCGGCGGCCACCCCGCCGUCAAAUCCGAGUCCUUCUUCCAAAGGGGGUGCGUCAGCCACCACAGCUUCUGCGGCAAAGCUUCCGUCAACGUCUCCUUCCUUGCUGGCGUCCCUGUCUGAAUUCUCUCUGACGACGAAGCAACAAGAGCUGGUCAUUCGCAUCUCCAUCCUGGUGCUAAUCUACAUAUUGGCCUUCGCGAUACGAUUGUUCAGCGUUCUGCGGUAUGAAAGCGUUAUUCACGAGUUUGAUCCGUACUUCAACUACAGAACGACCGUGUUUUUGACGGAGAAAGGCUUUUAUGAGUUCUGGAACUGGUUUGACCAUGAGAGCUGGUACCCGCUUGGGAGAAUCAUCGGUGGGACUUUGUACCCAGGUCUGAUGGUGACGGCGGCGCUGAUCUACUGGGUCUUGCAGGCAUUGACCUUCACAGUGCAUAUCCGGGAAGUGUGUGUUUUGACGGCGCCCUUCUUUGCGUCAAACACGGCUCUCGUUGGCUACUUUUUCGGGAAAGAAUUGAGAGAUUCAGCUACGGGACUAAUCGCUGCCGCCUUUCUUGCGAUAUGCCCGGGGUACAUCUCUCGCUCUGUCGCCGGAUCGUAUGACAAUGAAGGGGUUGCCAUCUUCGCGCUGGUCUUGACGUUUUACCUCUUCGUGAAGGCGGUCAACACCGGGUCCUUGUUCUGGUCAACGAUGGCAGCGCUAUCCUAUUUUUACAUGGUCUCGGCCUGGGGAGGGUACAUCUUCAUCAUCAAUCUGCUGCCCGUUUACGUACUCGUGUUGCUUGUGUGCGGGAGGUAUUCUUCUCGUCUUUAUGUCGCCUACAGUACACUCUAUAUCUUGGGCACCCUGCUCGCCAUGCAGAUCCGCUUCGUUGGCUUCCAACACGUUCAGUCAGGAGAGCAUAUGGCUGCCAUGGGUGUUUUCUUCCUCUUGCAGGUGUUCUUCUUUGUCCAGUGGAUAAAAUCUCUGCUGCCGGACCCAAAACUGUUCCAGGCCUUCUUGAAGGUGACCCUCAUUGCGGCAGGGUCUGUUGGGGGUCUGGCAUUGAUUAUUGGCAUGGCAACGGGGUAUAUUUCUCCGUGGACUGGUCGGUUCUACUCCCUCUUGGAUCCAACGUACGCGAAAGAUCAUAUCCCGAUCAUUGCAUCCGUGUCUGAGCAUCAACCGACAACGUGGGCGUCGUUCCUUUUUGAUUACCACAUCCUCAUGCUUCUGUUUCCGCCGGGGCUCUAUUACUGCUUCAAGAAGGCAAAUGAUGCCACCAUUUUUAUUAUAAUAUAUGGGCUUUUCAGCCUUUAUUUUGCUGGAGUAAUGGUUCGACUGAUCUUGGUCGCAACCCCAGCAGUGUGUCUCAUUGGCGGCGUGGGUGCAUCUGCCAGUCUAAAGAACUUUUGCUCGAUUCUACGGGAGAAGGUUUCGACCACAGGCUCCUUGAAGUCCUCCUCCUCCAAGUCGUCUACCAAGGGUGGUUUUGAGCAGCCCCUUCCAUUCCAGAAGGAGAUGGCAAUGGUUGCAGUGAUUGGUGCCAGCUACCUGCUGAUGAACUAUGCUGCCCAUUGUGUAUGGGUCACAUCAGAAGCUUACUCUUCUCCAUCCAUCGUGCUCUCGGCCAGGCAGAGUGAUGGCAGGCGUGUGAUCUUUGACGAUUUCCGUGAGUCCUAUUAUUGGCUGAGGCAGAACACGCCUCCAGAUGCAAAGGUGAUGUCGUGGUGGGACUACGGAUAUCAAAUUACAGCAAUUGCGAAUAGAACUGUGAUUGUUGACAACAACACUUGGAAUAACACACAUAUUGCGACUGUGGGAACAGCUAUGGCUUCCCCAGAAGAGGAAGCGUAUGAAAUCAUGAAGGCUUUGGACGUGGAUUAUGUGCUUGUCGUUUUUGGAGGUGUGACCGGUUACUCCUCGGACGACAUUAACAAAUUCCUCUGGAUGGUGAGGAUUGGCGGUGGGGUGUUCCCUCACAUCAAGGAGUCAGAGUACCUUACGAGCCAGGGAGAAUACCGGGUUGAUAAAGAAGGGACUGAACGGAUGUUCAACAGCCUAAUGUAUAAGAUGUGCUAUUACCGAUUUGGAGAAAUGAGGACAGAAUAUAAUCACGGUCCAGGUUUUGAUCGCGCUCGUGGAGCGGAGAUAGGUCGGAAGGAUUUCAACCUGGAGUAUGUAGAGGAGGCUUUCACAUCGCAGAACUGGAUCGUCCGCAUCUAUAAAGUCAAACCUUUGGACAACAGAUGGUGAGGACAGCAGUUGCUGAAGGUGUCGAAGUUAUGUUGGCGGAGGAAAGAACUGUCGUACUCUUGAAGUUUUGCCGAUUGGUCCUUUUGAUGAGCCUGAAAUGCAAGACUGCGCCCAAGGGAGAUGCUUCCCUCACGGCGUCUCUUUUGUCCCGUAGCAACCCGCGCUGGUUAACCACUUAGUGUAACCGGAGAGAGCUCACUCAGAGUUAUGGGGGUGUUCCGUGAAUAGCGGUGGGGGGUGUUCUUGCAGUCCAGAAGAUGAGUGUUUGCCGUUUUCUCCGGGACCUGGAGGAGGGUGGUACACCUUAUCGCAUGGAAGUUUUGUCGAGGCCUGAAAGGUUGCUUCCUACCAAACAGCAGUUUCACGAGAUCGAAGACAGGUUCUUUCCUCUCUCUCUUUCUCUCUCUCAUGGAAGGUGCUGGACUGCUGCUGGAUGUAACCAAUUGUUGCUUGCGAUAGAUACCCCAAUAACCGACGGGUGUGUGUGUUGAGGAGGUCACCUGGUGGAUGCAAAGAUUAGGCAAGCAACGUUGGGAAGGGAGCGGUAGCUCUCCAAGCGAACGGCCUUUCUGUUGCUGUGCAAUUUUUGAUGGUGGCAUGGCGGUUAAUUGUUCUUGGUGCAGCCAAGCGAGGGUUUGAGAUAAGGAGGUGGAGGCUUUUCCGAGAAGAGUGUUGUUGCGAUUUCCGUGUGAUCUGAAAAAAGCUGCGGCUGGCUUUCUAUGGGAGUAGCUGAGUUUGGUUUCUUCUUCAGCAUAUGUGUGUGGGUUUGCGUGCUUGCUUGCAUGUUUUGAUCUCAUGGAGUGUGGCAUGCAUUUUGCAAUCCCUCUCGCUGUGCAUUCUCUUCAGUGCGAUUUCGCUUUUAGGUUGUCCCAAGUUUUUCACUGUGCUCUCACUUGAAGUUUGUUCAGUUUCUUCAGCUUGUACUCUUGUGCAUUUUCUUUUCUUCAGCUUGUACUCUUGUGCAUUUUCUUUUCUUCAGCUUGUACUCUGUGCAUUUUCUUUUCUUCAGCUUGUACUCUCUCACUUGUGUUUUGUGCAUGUUAUUCAGUGCAGUAGCACUUGUAGUUUGCUUAUGUCCGUCAGUGUACUCUUCCUUGUAACUCUUGGCCUCUCCUUGUAUCAUGGUAGCAGAGCCUACAUUAUCUGCUCUCCUCAGUGAUUGUCCCACUCAUUUCUGAAGUGCUCCGUUCAUUAUGUCUCUCUCUCCUUUUUUUUUAUGUUUGUCAUCCAGCGCAGGGGCGAUGCUAAUCUUCUCUGCAUCGUUCCAAUUUUAACGGAUGUCCCUAAGGACAUGUCUGCCUUAUUUUUGUUUGUUGGCGCCUUCGUGUUCAUCUGCCUUAUUUUUGUUGUUGGCGUCUUUGUGAUCAUCUGCUUGUCCGACUGUCCAUUGGAUCAUAUUGAGGUCAACUCAAAUUCACAUCUCGAUCUUCACGGAGCAUACAUAUGGCCUGCGUCGAUUUAGAUGUUGAAAUGUGUUGUAUCGGGUGGCUAGUGCGUUUCCUGGUAUGGGAAACCAUGCCAUGUUCACACUACUGUCUUCCCCUGAAUACAACACCACAUAAUGGCCAGAUUCGUCAGGACACAACAAAUGAUCAUCAGGUCGUGAGUGUGUUCCCUGGUAUGGGAAGCCAUGCCAUGUUCACACUACUGUCUUCCCCUGAAUACAACACCACAUGAGGACCGGGUUCGUCAGGAUGCAACAAAUGAUCACCAUGACU
This is a messenger RNA of Chara braunii, 4427 nucleotides long. The record is from the annotation of a GenBank genome assembly. Lineage: Eukaryota; Viridiplantae; Streptophyta; Charophyceae; Charales; Characeae.